AUGAAGGUUGGCCAGGAUUGUAACGAACUCCACAAGGCACUGAAAUAUAACAAGCUGAAGGAGUUCGUACGUCUGCUGAUACAUCGCAACAAGGACCAGAGACAAGACUUGCAGAAAACCUACCAACAGAAAUUUGAGCAGGACCUGAAGCAAGAGGUGAAAUCGCAUUUCUCCGGCUCGGCAAGGGACGCCAUUAUUGGCCUGCUGAUGUCAUCCGUGGAGUACGAUGCGUUUUGGUUACACAAUUCGAUGUCAGGGGGCGCCACGCACGAGGCAACCCUCAUCGAGAUUCUAGCUACUAGAGACAUGCAGGCAUUAAGGGACAUCAAGGAAAACUACCGCUGGGAGUACAACAGCGAUUUGGAGGGAGACAUUGCGAAGCAACGAAAGGGAACGUGCAGUGUCUAA
This is a messenger RNA of Priapulus caudatus, 408 nucleotides long. RefSeq names its product annexin A5-like. Gene Ontology annotation, cellular component: cytoplasm. The record is from RefSeq and is a predicted model, not a curated record. The transcript is spliced from 5 exons. Bases 1 to 408 code for a protein of 135 amino acids. Gene Ontology annotation, molecular function: calcium ion binding; calcium-dependent phospholipid binding. Lineage: Eukaryota; Metazoa; Priapulida; Priapulimorpha; Priapulimorphida; Priapulidae.